Molecule: messenger RNA, 1119 nt
Organism: Salvia miltiorrhiza (redroot sage)
Lineage: Eukaryota; Viridiplantae; Streptophyta; Magnoliopsida; Lamiales; Lamiaceae
Exons: 1
Coding region: 1-1119 (372 amino acids)
Molecular function (GO): zinc ion binding; nucleic acid binding
Source: RefSeq, a predicted model, not a curated record
AUGGAAAACUACAAUUAUGAAUUCGAGGCUGAGAUCCCAGAGGUGGAUCCCCUCGUCGGUGGAUGUGGACGCGGACGUGGUCGUGGUCGUGGUCGUGGACAGGGACGCGGGUGCGACAGAGGACGUGGAGGCCAAGGAGGAGGAUAUGACUAUGAAAACUUUGUACCUCCAGUAAUUCCUGACCGCACUGCCGCCGAAAAAUUUAGGAAGGAGAAACCCCCGACUUUCGACGGAAUGGGUGGACCCGAAGACGCUGAAAGAUGGAUAAGGGCGGUGGAACGAAUCUUCCACUACAUAAACUGUGAGGAAAAUGAAAAAGUUAAGUGCGCCACGUACCAACUCGUGGACGAAGCAGAUUUCUGGUGGGAGUCGGUGAAGAACACCAUGACUGAGGAACAGCUUGGGGAACUAACCUGGGCGGAAUUUAAGACCAAGCUAUUUGAGAAAUAUAUACCAGAGUGCUACCGUCAAAGGAAGCAAAACGAAUUUUGGAAUCUGAAGCAGAGAAACAUGACGGUAUCCGAGUAUGAUCGGACUUUCAACCAAUUGUCCCGUUAUGCUCCACACCUGGUGGACACAGACGAAAAACGGACAGAAAAAUUCUGCAAUGGUCUGCGCCAUGAAAUUUCAAUCGUCCUUGCAAGCCAAGGACGCCUCACCUAUGGUCAAACCUUGAACAGGGCACUCACCAUCGAGUCACUACUGCCUAAGGAGAAGGCAAAGGCCCCUGCCCAAUUUGCUCACGCACCACAGUCUGGCCAAGCAUCACACUCGGAUGUGGGAAAAGGAAAGAGAAAAUGGGAAGAGAGAGGAAAUUAUGAACACGGGAAGAGGCUGUGGGCAGGCAACCAGGGACGAAACUUCAAUCAACAGCAGCAAGCCCCACAAAGGCGACCAUGCCCGAGGUGCAACAGAGUUCACCAAGGAGAAUGCCUAGGGAAAGUGAUCGUCUGUUACAACUGUGGUGAACAAGGGCACUAUGCCCACACCUGCCCCAAAAGGAAUAGAAGAGCUCCACAGCAGUACAACCCUGGCCGCCCACAGAGAAACUUUGGAAACCCUCCCAGAAACCCAGGAAACCAGCAACAGAACCCGGCAAACCAGCCAAGACAAAAUUAG